Phacochoerus africanus (Common warthog) is the source of this 2083-nucleotide messenger RNA. RefSeq names its product POU class 2 homeobox associating factor 3 (gene POU2AF3). Gene Ontology annotation, cellular component: cytoplasm. Bases 1207 to 1776 code for a protein of 189 amino acids. The transcript is spliced from 6 exons. NCBI's taxonomy places the organism in Eukaryota, Metazoa, Chordata, Mammalia, Artiodactyla, Suidae. The record is from RefSeq and is a predicted model, not a curated record.
GAGGGGGAAAGGCGGGGAGAAAGGGGCCGAGGGAGAGAAAGCAGACUGAGAAAAAAGAAAAAAGACUGAGAGGGCGGGAGCUCUCGGGCUUCAUCCCUUUACCGGGGUCUGUCUAGCGGGUCUCUCACCAGCCCAAGGACGAGGCUGCCUCGGGGCCGGCUUCCAGGCCAAGGGCCUGUAGAUGUCAGAGGAUCCCCAGAAACCACAGCAGGAAGGGGCUCCGAGCUUCCCCUGGAGUGGGAGUGGGGUGGGCUGGAGCAGCUGUUCUGGUGCUCGGCCCCAUCCCAGGUUCCUAACAUCCUCUCCUCGCCCACAGCCCAGGUUUCCCUAACUCAGCCAAGGGGUUGGGCUCCCCUCGUCUGGUCUGCACAUUUCUGAGCACAUGAACCUCUGUGCUAUUGGUCUGGGGAUAGGGCCCAGCCUGGGGAGGGUGGCCUCACAGAUUUCCAUAGGUUUUGUUUCCACACGGACCCUGAAACCUGCCCACAGUCUCUCUUGUCCUUGCGAGUCUGAGAAAUCUGGAUUUCUUUCCCAUCUGUCUUUGAGUGUGCUUUUCGCAUUCUCCAGACCUAGGCACCUGGCCUCAGGUGCCACGGAUUGUAAAGAAGACCCCCCGCACCACCUCCCACACCCCCCACCACCUCCCACACCCCAGCCUGACACCCAGACGUCACACUUGAUCACUGACUCGGUUGCCUUUCCCCAGAAAAACCUAAGGUGUAUCAAGGUGUCCGGGUGAAGAUCACCGUGAAGGAGCUGCUGCAGCAAAGAAGGGCGCACCAGGCAGCCUCAGGGGGAACCGAAGACAGCAUUAUGUGUGCCCUCUCAUCCGCAAAGAAAAUCUCUCCCGGAAACUUCCUUUCUGGGAGCCCUUCAAGGAGAGAGGAUCUGUGGAACAUCCCCCCUCCCUCUUCACUCUUCUGGAACCCAGCCUCUGAGGUCUUUGAUCUGAACAGGCAGAGCAAAGCGAGCUCUACUUUGCUCUCAGGAAGAUUCUAUCCACCCAGAGCCUCCCAGGCACAGAGGAGUAAUAGAGGGAUGAUUUAAUUACGAGAGCCAGAUGUAGCAUCCCUCCCUGGGAACCAGCAGAAGGACCUGGGGGCCUAGGACAGCUCUGAGCUGUCCGGAGGCACCAGUGUCCACCUUGCAGAUCCAGACUCACCAUCUCCCGCAGGACUGUAUUUUGAGCCUGAACCAAUUCCUUCCAUGCCCAAUUAUUUCCAGCCCCGAGAAUUCUCCAGUUGUGUUUCUUGUGAAGAAAACCCAAGCUGCCUCGACCAGAUCUUCGAUUCCUACCUUCAGGCAGAGACACACCCGGACCCUUCGCUCACUUCCAUGCAAAGUACUCCCCACUGUUUCCCAGACAGCUUCCAGGCUGCCCCUUUCUGCUUCAACCAGAGCCUGACCCCAGGAUCGCCUUCGGAUUCCUCCACGCUCUCCGGUUCCUUAGACUGUAGUUACUCUCCUGCUCAGCUCCCUGCGUGUGCUCCGGAGAAUUACGGCUCUCCGCCUUCUCUGGACCCCAGAAACUGCAGCUACCCCUCAGAAGACUACCUGUACCCUCCCCUGCCCUUGCACGCCCAGUACGACUGCUUCUCCACCGCCCCUGCCUCGGUCUGCUGCUGUGCAUCCUGCGAGGCCGAGCACCUGGACCCCCUCCGAGCUUCUGAGUAUUUUUCCUACCCCAGCACAGACUGUGUGACCUUCGCUCCCUCAGCGACAGCAGGCAGCGAUUUCUACAAGAGGGAAACAAACUGGGACACCUGCUAUAGUUAAUAGCAAGGACAUUAACUGGGAACCUUGGCGUGCCUCUGGCCAUUUUUUACCAUCUCUCGAGGACAACUCAAAAUAUGCAGCCCGGUAACAAGAUGACGCAGGCACAGGGGUACCUGUCACCAUUUUCGAUUUUCCGACACUACUUUAGGCAUGAAGAGGAAGUCCCCAGACCCAGUCCUAGUGCCACUCCUACUUUGUCUGCUUUCAGUUAAAAUUCGUGUAGGGAACAUACCAUUGUUUUACUUUCCUGUGUAACGAACAAAGGCUAGUUUUUUUUAAACUAAUAAAUAAUUUUGUAUCAUUAAAA